This is a messenger RNA of Limulus polyphemus (Atlantic horseshoe crab), 1355 nucleotides long. Its product is annotated as gamma-aminobutyric acid receptor subunit beta-like. Gene Ontology annotation, biological process: chemical synaptic transmission; monoatomic ion transmembrane transport; nervous system process. Gene Ontology annotation, molecular function: neurotransmitter receptor activity; extracellular ligand-gated monoatomic ion channel activity; GABA-A receptor activity. The coding region runs from base 31 to 1107 and encodes 358 amino acids. Lineage: Eukaryota; Metazoa; Arthropoda; Merostomata; Xiphosura; Limulidae. Gene Ontology annotation, cellular component: neuron projection; membrane; GABA-A receptor complex. The transcript has 8 exons. The record is from RefSeq and is a predicted model, not a curated record.
CUUGCAAAUGCAGUGUGCGUAUCUACUAAGAUGGGAGGGAGAAAGGCUAUGCUUCUACAUCUACUUGAGAUAUCGUUCUUCUUUACACUAAGCUUUUGUCAGUUUCCUCGUCUACCUGGCCAAUUGGACAACGUCACACACAUACUAAAGGAUAUAUUAGGUAACUAUGACAUUCGAUUGAGACCCGACUUCGGUGGACCUCCUCUUUACAUCGGAAUGGAUCUUACCAUAGCCAGUUUCGACAGCAUAUCUGAAGUUAAUAUGGAUUACACAAUCACCCUGUAUCUUAACCAGUACUGGCAAGACAGUCGUCUGGCUUUUAGCAACGACUCGUACGAGUUGACUCUCACGGGAGACUUUGCUGACAAGAUCUGGGUGCCGGAUACAUUCUUCGCUAAUGACAAAAACUCUUUUCUCCAUCAAGUUACUGAAAAGAACAAAAUGGUGAGACUACAGUCCGACGGACAUAUUGUAUAUGGCAUGAGGUUUACCACAACGCUGGCCUGUAUGAUGGACCUACAUUACUAUCCCCUAGACUCCCAAAAUUGCACAGUAGAGAUAGAAAGUUAUGGAUACACCGUACGAGAUGUCGUAAUGUAUUGGAAGCCUUACCCUGUUGUCGGUGUGGAAGAUGCUAAGUUACCCCAGUUCUCAAUCAUACGUUACGAAACUACAGAUAGGUCAGAAGUUCUAGCCACAGGGAUCUACCAGCGUCUUUCUCUGAGUUUUGAGCUGAAGAGGAAUAUUGGUUACUUCAUCUUCCAGACGUACUUGCCGUCCAUUCUGAUUGUGAUGCUAUCUUGGGUUUCGUUUUGGAUAAACCACGAAGCCACGUCGGCAAGAGUAGCUCUGGGUAUAACCACCGUGUUAACCAUGACUACGAUCAGUACGGGAGUACGGUCUUCCUUACCCCGUAUUUCCUAUGUUAAAGCUAUUGACAUUUAUUUGGUUAUGUGUUUCGUCUUCGUUUUCGCCGCACUGCUGGAGUAUGCUGCUGUAAACUACACUUACUGGGGCGCAAGAGCUAAGAAGAAGGUCAGGAAGGCCAAAGAGCCUGAGGUGUCCGAAGCGACGUAUUCUGUAAGUAAAUGUGUUUAUAACACCUAAAAAAAGGUGAGGAAUUUUUAUUUUCAUAAUCUGAAAUAAAUCUGAUGAUCGCAGUCUUUAUAAUUACGUUUUUAAGCCCUAAACUUCCUUGUUUCGAGGAUAUACGAGAAAGAAAACAAUAUCAAGAAAUGUCACUGUCUGAUGCUGUUUCAGUAGAAAAUGGUUUGAAUCUUUACAACUGAGUUUUAAAGUUCAAGGUAAAGUCUUGAAAAUAAUAAAACUUGAUUUCAUUUCUGUACAAAAAUCUA